CUGACGUUUGAUGAGAGCAAUGGCACUACAAGUACAAUUGUUGCAGCCGUUUUUGGGGGGGUGCUUGCAACGGCCAACGCAACAGACAACGGGAACUCCACGAAUACUAGUAACGCAAACGCGUUGUCCACGAACCAAAGUGCAACUACAGAGGCCAGUAACCAGACCAACACAACAGUUAUCUCCACCGCGACGUCGACCAUCAGUCUCGAAGACCGCAUCCGGCGGGGGUUUUUCCAAACCGCAGCGGAUUUGUGCAAUGUGGAUGAGAGUUUCCUCCAAGCCCAGCUCUCUUCCGUUCUCACGAUGUCGACGGUUUAUCUACCAGUGAGCAACUAUUCCGCACAUGAUCCGAGUUUCGAGGCGAUUGCGACGCAAGAAGACUACGCGAGGGUAAGUUCGCUCGGGUCGAAACUCGCCUACACGAUUCAGGAUUUUAAGCAAACUUACAUCGCCGGACCCUGGCAGCUGUGUUGGAAGGCGAUAGAGAAUGCGGAGAGUUUAUUGCUAGGUCAGAACGCGAGUACUACUUCUACGGCGAGCACGAAUAACGCGACAUCAACUACCAUCGGAACAACAGCGACAAGUGCAGGCAACGAAACAACAGGGCAGGGCUCCGAACAAAUUUCCUGGGUCCCGUUUGGAAAGUUGGACGUGAUUGGCCCGACAAAGGAGUUGUUCAAUUGUAACCUCGGCGCCCGGUGUCCGAUCAAUCUUUCUGGUUACGGAGACUUUGCGAGUGUGACGCAGUUGAUUAUCGCGAGGAAAAAAACUACUUCCAGUACAACGGCGGGGACGAGCAGAAGAAAACAAAGGCGACAGUUGCAGCAACAAACAACACCGCAAGUUGUAUCCGAUGAAAACGCCUGUUCUGGUCCAGACUGGGAGAUCAUUUACCAAAUUCCCAUGACAGAAUUAAUCGCGAUGACUAUCCUGAGUAAAAACGUACCCACACCAGAGUUGUAAUGCAGAUUUGCAAAGACAGGAAGACUUGCAAUGCGCAUCCCCAUGAGAGCCAUUUCCAGUCGUGUUUUGGAAUUUGUGAUGCUGUGAACAGGAUGAGCAGAUGAAUCUGUGACGCGGCUGCACUUGCUAACCAGCACUACACUGCGGAGUGCAAUUUGUCAUGCGUGACUCACAAAACUUAAACUCCUAGGGCUGUGUUGCAAAAUCUCCAUCCUGACUCUGGUGUGGGGACGUUUUUACUCAGGAUAAUGACCGGCGGAGUGCUCUCCAUCGACACCAUUUUUGCAAAUUUGCCCACGGCGGUUGCGUAUCCUGUGCAAGAAAAGUAUCGUACUCGUAGUAAUUGCAGUCAUGCAUUACAAAUCUCGUUCCCAAGGCAAAUCAGCAUGACAAAUUCCAUUUUUCAUGCUGAGCGAAUUUGUAUUGCAAAUACUACUAGUAAGAUACUUUUGCAAUUCAUAUUGCGGAUGCGAGUACACUCAGCUUGUGUUGGCGCAGCUCGUCGAGUGGUGGUAGUGCCAGUACGAACAACGGUACGAGAAACCCGUUUUUGGUUGAUGCGAAGCAGGGUAGUUCCUCUUCUUCCACCGUAGUUGGUGACUACAUCCGGAUCGGGCAAUUCAUCGUGUCCGGCCCGCAAAUACCCGGCCACAACGCACCAAAAGUGCAUUUCUACUGCGAGUUAGGGGACAGACACUGCGACAUCGAACUCCCGUACGUCGGGGUGGAAAGCAAUCUGAAAUCGAGUCUCCGGGUCAGCUAUCUACAACUCCAGCCGAUUUCCGGCGGCCAGACGCACCCGGAUGCCGCUUUGGUCGCGCAAACCGCAGCCAGCUCGACUAGUUCCGCGUGUAUUGACGAGCAAAGGAUUGGAUCGAGUAUUCGGUUGAAAAACGCGUUCGCGGGGAGUUAUGCAAGAAAAAAACUUCUGUGUAAGUGUAACUCUGUAAUGCAGAACAUGCAACAGAGUUACAUCUGUUAUGCCAGAAAGCCACGAGGCCUCUUUUCAUGUGUGUUUUCCCUUACAAGCCAUGCAUGACAGGUUUUCUCUGUCAUGUAGAGCAAACUUGUGAUGCUGUCAGCCAAAGAAAGUUACACUAACACAGUUUUUUUCUUGGAUAGAAGUAGUCGGUUUUUCAAUACGACGAACAACAAAUUCUCGUUAGGGGAAAUCAAAAUCAGCGAACCAGUCGGGUGGACCGGAACUUACAGGAUGUGCUGGCGCUCGGAAUUCACGGACGAAACUGCAGUAGCAGCAAGAAGGAUGAGAGCGCUGUCUUACCACGAGGCUGGAGGUGCUACAUCAAUGUCGGGUACCACCUCCAUGCAGAUGGAAGGUACUAGCAGUGCUAGUGCUGGUACUAUGGAUCACAGCGCGCACCACAGUACUAGCGCGACUUCGGCUCCGAGUAGUCUGCCCAGUUCCCAAAGUGUUGACCCCGCGGCCGCGGCCAGCACAGCGACUAUUUCGAACGACCCACAGAACCAAGCGCGUUGGAAGGCCCAGUUCGACGGGGUGCCGCAGUACGUGUUCCAAACCACUUCGGACGGUUCGAGCUCCGGGACAGUCUUUAUCCAGUGCAAAACAAGUAUCGCACUCCCACUCGUGCUGAUCGCAGUCAUGCAAGACAAAUUUCUUUUUCAAGCUAAAUCAGCAUGAGAAAUUUCACUUGUCAUGCUGAGCGAAUUUGUAUUGCAGUACUAUGAGUACGAUACUUUUGCAGUUGAUAGUGUACGACAUCGGGCAAGUCACUUUCUUCGGUCCGCUGGAAACGCACGUGUAUUGCGCUUUGGGGGAAGACUGUACGGCGGCGAAUUUAAGUGGGACGUAUUUGCGGACAAUUAUGUCGAACGGAACGAUUAUGUCGAACGGAACGGAUGACGAUAGUACCACACCACUGCAAAACCGCUCCGUUAGCAUCGUCGUUUUGGACUCCGCCGCCAGUACGGGCGCGAGCGAGUGCCGGGAGAGCUACGGACUGCUUGGAAAAACAGAACAAUCUUCUCUGAUCUCCUCCAUGGAGCAGAUUUUACCGGUUUUCAACGGACCUAAUUUCGCAAAUCCGGUGGACUCAGGUUCGAGUUCUGCAAGCAGUACAACUUCGGAACAAACUCAGCAAGCAAUCAACUCCGCCCAAAUGACGUUCGAAUUCGGAACCCCCUACCGGGGCAUAGUCGGCGAAUACGCGCUGUGUUGGCGGAAUCGAGAGGUUUUCGGAAAAUUCCACCUCACGGGGCCGCUGUUCGGCGGCGCCAGGCCGUCCAGCUGCCCGAUUGGUGUGACGGAUUGCCGGAUCAGGCUGGAAGGGCACAGAUUUUCGGAAACGAAUCAUUUGAAGAUGGUGGAAGUUGUUGAGGGGGUUCCCGUUGUGACAACAGGAAGUAGUUCUUUAAACUUCCUUCCCGCGAACCCCGUCCAAGUGCAACCAGACUUGAGGAACCGACUCUACAGCUUCGGCCCGAUAGGUACGACAAAUGACCAGAUCGCAACCCCCGGCGUUUACUCGCUCUAUUGGGGGGAGACAGCGGUAAAACAAGAAAUUUCCACGGAUGUUUUGGUGUUGCAAGGCCCGAAAGUGAAGUCUUUGACCGCAGCGGAUGGAGACACGGGGUUUGUGUGCAAAUUGGGGGAGUCGUGCAAAGUCGAGUUGAGCGGCGUGGCGCUGCAGAGCUUCAACCGGUUGAAAAUCUUGAAUUUCGACCGUCUGAAACCGUUUCGGGUGAUGGUGAACAAUAAUGCGGGAUCAGCUUUAGCCGGUGGUCAAGAAGGUACUGUAAAUGGCAGCAACGGAACUACGAAUGGUACUACAAGUGUGAUGUCCACAGCCACAUCCUACUCCUACCAGUGGGCGCCAACCAUCGCGUUGAUGAACGACGAGGAUGACACGGGUGGUAUGGGAUAUGGAUUGCAAAAAUGUCGGGGUCUGGAAGAUUGCGACUUGUCAUGCUAAAUCCGAAGCAUGCAGAAAUCUGUGUUGCAUGAGUGCCAAAAGCUGUCCACUUUCGACCAAGUUUGGGGGGAGUUUCUCAUGCAGGAUAGGCAUGGAAGAGACUAUGGAGCGUAGGUGUACUACCGCUACCGGGAUAUUGCAUGUACUACCGGGCUAGUCAAGGUACCCCAAUUUUGAAAAGUCAAGGUCAGCGCUACAAAAAAGUCAAGGUCGGGAAAUCCGAUGAAACAGGCGGACACUCUCCUUCUGCCCCCCUAUCUGGUGCGCUUCUGUAGUUUUUUCGUGGUAGUCGUGGACAUUGGGAAGGGGGUGGCGCAGGACAAAUGACAAAAAUGCAACCACUAAGAAAAGCAUUUCAUGCAAAACCCCAGAUGGAGGUGCAGCAAGAGCGCAACUCCAUUUGAGUUUUUGCAUGACAGACUUGUCCUUGUGGCUGCAUUGUCAUUUUUGCUUGGAGUUUAGCAGAGCUAUUCUGACUACCCGGCUUUCCUUUUGCUCGAUGGUUGGAGCAAUGUGCACCGGCCUUAAGGGUGGAUUCGAGCUGUCAGCGCGCAACUGUUCAGCAUGAAGCGAGCAGUCCGCUGCAGCUGAACCCCCGGACGAGGCUCCGAAGGCGUCCCCCCCGCCCCAUGCCUGGGCCCCACGCAUGGGGCGGGGUGGACGCCUUCGGAGCCUCGUCCGGGGGUUCAGCUGCAGCGGGCUGCUCGGAGUUGGUCAUGAACAAGAUGGCGAGCAAAAGCCUGGCCGAUUUUGCUCAUGCUCAUUGUCCCCAAUGCGGGGACAAUGAGCAAAAUCGACCGGGCUUUUUCGUGCCAUCUUUUUCAUGACCAACUCCGCGCCAGCAGCUCCCCGCUGGCUGGCGGACCACCCGGACGGGGCUCCGAAGGCGUCCCUCCCGCCUCCGCCCGGGGCCCACGAGCGGCCGGAAGCUGCCCCGGGGGGGGCCCCCCCCGGUUCCGGCGACUUGCGCGCUGACAGCUCGAGUCCACCCUUAAGGCCGGUGCACAUUGCUCCAUUGAGCAAAAGGAAAACCGGGUAGUCAGAAUAACUCUGCUAAAAACUGCACUCGGGCAAAAAAAUCGCUUUUUGGCGAAUUUUUUGCCCGGAUGCAGUUUUUAGCUUCGUUUUACCUUCACUUUCCCAUUUUUCGGAAAAAAGCGACUACAAUGCGGGUCAGCGUUUAGCUUUUGGCGAGCCGGCUUUCCUUUCUUUGCAACCUCCAAAAGUGGACCGAAAUGGGGCCCGUACCAUGCGGCCUCCGCUUUUUUCGCCUUGGCAUUUUCCGGCGCCCCUUUUUGGGCGGUCCAAAUCGACGGAAAUAGUCGCGCUGGACGCCUCGGCAGGGCGUCUGCCAAGAGCGGCGCUCGACUCAAGAGAUUGAGGAGCCCGCCGAGCAGUUGCGCGCCCGCAGCGUCAAGAGCUGCGGCGCUCCUCGACCCUCCCAACCGGAGAAAAUCGGGUGGCCAACCGUGUCUGAAGACGAGCCGGCGGCUUCCUGGUUGGCGCCUCAGCGCUCGCCCCAAGAGGCUGGGGAGACAGAGCAGAGGCCAGAGGCGCGAGAGCGGAGCUCUUCCCAAGAGAUUGAGGCCAAAAAAUAGUCACUUUUUUCAUUCCACUACCGGAAUAAGAAACGUUGAUUUUCAACGUGUUCAGACCCGAAUCGGAGUUGAAUCCGAGCUGCCGCGUUUGUGAGUUAUUAUCCCGGUAGUCGAAAAACUUCUAAACCACCAUAGCAUGGGGGAAACGCGUUGCACUACCGUACGAAAAGACGACGCACUACCGGGAUAACCGACGACCAAAAUUCGUCGGACCGGCACCACGGUAGUGCGUCGCUUUUCCCUUAUCGGUUUUGUACGGUAGUGAAAGGCAUAUUCCCAAUGGUAUGGUGGAUUUUAAGGCUUUGUACUACCGAUCUACUUUUUCAAUGCACUACCUGGAUAUUAAUUCCCGCAGAUUCCGGUAGUGGCUGACUUUUACCCAUUAUUUUUCGUGCGGUAGUGCAAACCCGAACACCCAUGCUACGGUGGUUUUCAGAUCUUUGCACUACCUGGAUAUUAAAUGCGUUCUCAAUGAAAAAACAAAAAAAAACUGUCCCGAAACUGCUCCCGAGGUCGCGAAAUUUGUCGCGAUCCGAGUGGAGUCCAUGAUUAUUAUCUCGGUAGUACUAUCAAAAACGGCGCUCCCGAAACCUCUUUCGCAUGGCCGACACAGCACGUCGAUUUGAAAAGCAGUAGCUGUUGUUCGAGUGGGCCAACGAGGUGCAGCCGAGAGGAGCCGCCCCGCCUUCUUCUGCAGUGCGAGGAGCAGAACCAGAGCCAUCGGGUGUUGAAGGAGAGCUCCUCGUUGAAGGAGAGCUCCUCCUUCAAAUAGCCUCCACGAUCGACGAGGCGGAUGAGAAAGAAGAAGAUGAGCCCGGACGAGGUCUACAGUUGAAGUGUCGGCCUUCUGAGCGGCCGAAGCAACCACCUCCAGUGGAGGUGGUGGCGCUCCAGCAGCGCCGCGCCCCAUGUCGACGCCUAGUCCGUCCCGGAGGCUAUGAGGCCGGGCGGCGGUUCCUCGCCCUUCGGCCCGCGCUGGCGGUGAUCUGCGAAGCACAGCGCGAGCCAAAAGGCGACAAAACCGAACCCGUUCGGCCUGGCUCUGCCUCAAGAUUGGCCGGGCGGCGGCUCCCUGCCCUUCGGCCCGCGCUGGCGGUGAUCUGCGAAGCACAACAGGAGCCAAAACCGACCAAAGCCGAACCCGUUCGGCCUGGCUCUGCCUCCCAAGAUUGGCCGGGCGGCGGUUCCCAGCCCUGGCUUCGUCCGGCGCUGGCGGUGAUCUGCGAAGCACAACAGGAGCCAAAAGGCGACAAAACCGAACCCGUUCGGCCUCGGUCUGCCUCAUUCAAGAGGAGCCGGGCGGCGGUUCCCAGCCUUUCGGCCCGCGCUGGCGGUGAUCUGCGAAGCACAACAGUAGCCAAAACGCGACAAAACCGAACCCGUUCGGCCUGGCUCCGCCUCAAGAUUGGCCGGGCGGCGGUUCCCAGCCUUUCGGCCCGCGCUGGCGGUGAUCUGCGAAGCACAACAGGAGCCAAAACGCGACAAAACCGAACCCGUUCGGCCUGGCUCUGCCUCAAGAUUGGCCGCCCGGGCGGCGGCUCCUAGCCCUCCGGCCCGCGCUGGCGGUGCCUUGCGAAGCACAACAGGGGCCGGCUCCUAGCCCUUCGGCCCGCGCUGCGUGAGCACUACGUUUGCCCGCGCUGCAGCCCUUUCUAAUUUCUACAAGUUCUACAAAAGGCCUAACCCCAUCGAGAGGCAUAGGGCGCUACGAGUCAGAAGCCCUGUAGCCAGUGCCCCGGGAGUUCCUGGAUAGCCGGGGGAUCGCUUGGAGCCCGCGCGGCGCCGUCGAUCCCCGUUGGUCCCCCUGUACUUGGUCCUCGCUCGCUCGCAAAUGCUGCAGCUGCCGCUUGUUUUCCCCCGGCCCCUCCGAAUAUGGCGCUGCUGAGAAGGCGAAGGCAGGGCUGCUGAGAAGUAGUUCGCCGGCACCAGCGGGGUGCCCGAAGAGGUCCCAUUAAGAUCCUGGAAAGAUCACCCUCGACACUCCAGGGGGAGGGGUCGGAAAGAUUCGGAGCGCCCGCCCCUCUGUAGCCUCUGCGACAACUUGCAGACAAACGGGAAGCAUAGACCGCUCGUGUAACGCGCGUUACACGAUGGUAUGAUAGAUGUGAGAAAGGAGUAGACGCCCACGGGCGGCGCCGCAGGUGCUAGCCCGCUGGGAGUGACGAAUGCCCACACCCAACAAGGGCGAGCGAGUGGUCGCGCGGUUGUGAAAGCCCGCCAGCGCGGGCCGAAAGGCUGAGAACCGCCGCCCGGCCAAUCUUGAGACGGAGCCAGGCCGAACGGGUUCGGUUUUGUCGCCUUUUGGCCCGUGCUGCCUGUUUCAUCGGAUUUCCCGACCUUGACUUUUUUGUAGCGCUGACCUUGACUUUUCAAAAUUGGGGUACCUUGACUAACCCGGUAGUGCAUGCAAUAUCCCGGUAGCGGUAGUACACCUACGUUCCAUAGAGACCUCACAGACACUGUCAUGCUAGGUCCCGCAUUCCAGACCUGAUGGGUCAUGGAAAACCUGCAUGACAAGCUUACACUCUUCCAGACCCAGACAUUUUUGCAUUUGAUAUAGGAAGCAGUACUACGACCGGGAAUGCAAGCUCGAGCAUGGCAAAUGGAACAUCUUCUAAUAGCACUGUGCAAUACAUCCCCGAUCCGAAUUUCACGAUCAAGGAACUCGUUUCCGAAGCGGUGGAGCUCCAGCUCGACAAUUUUCUCGGUUUCCCGAACAACCCGCAGUACCCAGAAUCCGUCUUCCGGGAAAAGGAAGUUUUCGACUUGGGCCGCCCGUUCGCAAAUGCGAGUCGAGAUUACCGGAUGUACUGGCACGUGGAUAACUCCUUGAAUGAGAUGGCGGGAAUGUUAGAUGAGAAGAUCAAGUACGAGUGGGUUAUCGUUGGGAGUUUCCAACUUCUCGGGCCGGUGAUCCCGAACGAAACGGUCAAGUUAUUGAUGAAACGGUAUGAGCUGGAAGCGGCGGGGUUCUUUUUCGAGAAAGGGAUGGAGACAGGAUCGGGCACUUCUGCUGGAACAACUGCCGACGCCAGUGCUGUGGCGAAUGCAAGCAACGCGACAGAUGUGGAUGUGAAUGGAACCAGUAAUAGCAGCAAUCAAUCGACGAGCGCUCUGCGUGCUUCUUCAUUAGCGGGGCUGGAGGAGGAAGAAGCCGUCGACUCUGCCAUAAAUGCCACAGAUUCAUCAUCAUCAGUAUCAUCCGCAGCUGCUUCAGUCGACGCCACGAAAACAACGGUGACAGACGACCCGACACUCAAUCACUUCGAAUUCCACAGCUGUUUCAUCGGCAAAACCUGCUCCAUUGCGGUCCCGUUUGUCGGAAAGGAACAAGACUUCACGAAGGAAACAAACUUCUUCAAAAUUCGGAAAAAGUGCAAUCUAAACGACACCUUACUCUUUUUGCAGCAGGAAGAGCAGAAGAGCAAAGCAUUAAGAGAGCAAAACCGCCUGUACGACAGAAGCUUCACCGAUGCAGCGAACGACCCCCUUCCCUACUCCGCGGGAAGACGUCUUCGUAGACUCUCACACAACACGCCAACAACCACUCCCGCUCCUCUCCCGACCCCGUACGGCAUCAAUUUCGAGCCGAAUUUCCUGCCGUAUGGGUACAAACCCACGUUAGCGGAUUUGAACCAGCAGAACUACAAUUUGUUCGAAAACCUGGACGAAACGGGGUACAUUUCCUACCUCCCGACGGAUUAUCUACUCGCCAGUAGAAACAUCACCGCGGGAAUUCAAUUCCAAAACCCGAACUUCCCCUUCGACAGUACUUGGUCCAGGCCGGAUUUGCUUGUGGAGUCUGUCCGCUUGCCACAAGUGGUGGAUCUGAAAUUAGCAGGCGGGUUUGCGGGGAAGUCGAGUGCUGGAUUGCUGUUAACGGAGGAGAAAACGAUGAUACCGCCGACGGUCGUGGAUAGUGGGGAGUUGUUUUAUGGGAACGCUUUGUUGGAGCAACUGUCGUCCACCUCUGCGGGUCUUGGGGCGAUGCAAAACACUACAACAGCAUCAGCAAAUUCUUCCUCUGAAGGUUCUUACAGUACGGAUCUCCUUUUGAAUUCUAUCGAAGUGGAGUCCAACAGUUUUAUCCUCGAAGAGUACCUAUCAAGUGCAAAAAUGUCGGGGCCUGGAAAAGUGUAGACUUGUCAUGCAGAUUUUCCAUGACCCAUGGCCAUGAGGUCUGGAAUGCGGGACUUGGCAUGACAGACCCUGCGAGGUCUCUGCCAUGCCUAUCCUGCAAGAGAACUCCCUUCCAACUUGGUCAAAAGUGUGCCGCUUUUGGCACUCAUGAAACACAGAUUUUUGCAUGCUUCAGAUUUACCAUGACAAGUUCCAUCCUCCCAGACCCAGACAUUUUUGCAUUUGAUAGUACCAGAACAAAACUUUGUUCAAAUUCGAUUUCGGAUUGUCCACUUCUCUGCCGACGUUCACGAAUUACGAAUUGUGUUGGUCGGACAACGAGGUCUUACUCAGUCCCAUGAAGUUCUAUGGCCCGCUGGAUCAGAAUUUGGGGCUAGUGCAGAAGUGCGGGUAUUCGUUUACGUCUUCCUCGUCUUCUACUUCUUCGAGUUCAUCUGCGUGUGCACUACAAUUCGCCGGUGAUUUCUUCCAGAAGCACGCGGUGCCAUCGAAGGCAGUGACAGCGGUUGGUGGCAACGAUACGAAUUCCACUGGCGGCACGGGUCUUGUCGACGAAUUCUCUACUUCCGAGGAUAGCAUGACAAAUUCGUCGAAUGAAACUACUGCACCCGACACGUCAAAGAAUCUGAUCCGCAUUGUAGACGACUACGACUGCAAUAGCCCGCACAUUUUGUACAAUGGGAACUUGGUCGAGUUUGUGAAAGACGAGAAAGCAACAGCUGGUACAUCGGACGACAGUAGCGUUGAUGCGGGUGAAGACCCUUCAGCAACCUCUGGCGCUGUUACUAUCCAGGACGUGCGGCCAGACAACGAGCGACAGUAUUCUGGUUUAAAUACGACGGACUCGAACCCGACGCACGCGAUGCUCAGCAUCUACAACAGCGGACAGUUGAAUCGGUUGAAUAGUUUGAACCCGUACAUGACCUUUCCGCCGAACGAGAUUUUAGCAGGACAAAGCGAUAUGAUCGCGCAGUUCACGCUGCCAGAAACCGCUUUGAACUCCAUGCCCAAGUUCCACAGGAGAGACAAUUUGACGGUGUGCUGGAAAAGCAGCGAGGAAGAUGCUGAUGCUUCUAGUUCUACCAGCGAAACAAGAACCAGCAACAACCAGCUCUAUCCUUGGGUCCGGGCCGGAUUCAUGUCUUUCGAUACGGAUUUUCACUGCAAUUUGGGAAGUGUUUGUCAGUUGCAAGGUUUGGAAGCAAUCGUUCUAAAAGCAGUGGAAGAGGCAAAGUUGGCGACGGAGAGCAGCAGUAGUACCAGCACAGGUUCAUCCAACAGUAGUACGGGAAGCAACGACAGCAGUACCACAAAUUCAACCAAAACUGCUGCUGACAAAAACAUUCUCUACCACCCAAUUAUCACAAUCGCGGAAGACCAGAGCAACAACUGCGCUCAGAGUUCGAAUUCGAGUCGGGUGAAGAUUUUAUCCGGUUUUGAAGACGUGAAAACUUUAAGUUCAGAAGUGACGAAGAUGCUCGGAGACGAAGUCGGAGGUGGAAGCAGUUCUAGCACAACGACGACCAGAGAAGCUUUGGAAGAAGAAAUUCUAACGAAUUCAUCGCAUCAGACCCUUUUAUAUGGUAUUCAAAAAUGUCUGGGUCUGGAAGAUUCUAAACCUGUGAUGCUGUCUCUGGAUUCGAAAAAAUUUUGUAUUGCCUGACCACUAAGAGUAAGAGGAGGAGACUUUGUGCUCCGCGGAGAUGGCAUUUGUCAUGCGGAAUAGGCAUGAGCAAGCGCUUGAAAAAUAUGUGAUGCUAGGCCAUGCAUCACAGGCAUUAUGGACCAUGUACCUGGAGGGCGCAAGCCUCAUACCAUACCAUACCAUACCAUACCAUGCAAAAUAUGCAUCACAGAUCUCACAUUCUUCCAGACCCAGACAUUUUUACACUUGAUAUUUUACAGCUUGCCCAUCGGAGAUCUUCCACGGAGAAAUACGACAGCAACUACGGGAAAGUGCCACUCGUCGUGUUGCCUUUCUCCAUCGGAGUGUACGGAAUUUGCGUCAGCGUGCUGGCGAUGAGAGUCGUGGAGGAUGUAGAUGGGAAAAUAAAUCAGACCGGAACAUCAACUGCAACAUCAAGUAACGCAACAGCCCCUCUCACUUUCAACACGACAACCGCCCUGCAACAGUCCAUCCGCGCUUUCUUGACCGUCGAUGGGCCGAAUUACAGGCACAAUGCCGACGCGAACACGACAACAGCGAAGGCGGAUAACAACACUUUCCUGAAGCUGACGACCGAGCACGUGCCUAACUCGCAACUGAAUUUCGCAAACGUGUUCACCGGUCAGUACGACUACUUGCGGCUGCGGGACAGCACUGUGGGGAAGAAGAACACGUCACUUGAAGCGGCGAUUUUUGAACACGACCCGGCCAUGGUAUACGACAGCAGCUCUACAGAUUUUUCUAGCAACAUAGCGGUAUCUUCUGCGUCGGAAACCACAAUCUCGCAGCGGUACGCGUCCAUGAAUUAUUUUCUAGGCUUAGACCAGGAGCUGUCGAGUCAAAAGUUAGGAAUCAACAUUGCGGAAUUUUUGGACACGGGCUCGAGGGAGAUUGAAACCGUGAACAACAUGGGGGCGUAUUUACUCUAUCCGGGAGCGGAACAAGUGAGUGCUGCAACAACCAGCCUGACCUAUCAUCAAGCGCAACGGCAGUUGCUGGUCGGCGAUUUCUUUUCGGUCGGGGGGAACGACACGCUAGGUAUGUGUGUGUGUGUCUGUAUGUUGUAGUAGUUCUGCUAGUAUCUUCGCAAAGUGCAAACGUUCAUGUCCUGAACCAAAUGCAAAGUCAACCUUGUGUGUGUAGACAGAGAUUUCUCCACUUGCGAAAAGAAAAUCGAUCCAGUACUUACAAUUUAUCAUCAGGCAUCACCGAGGCCGGCACCGUGUUCGACGACCCCAGCGGCGCGGCAGUUUCCACCUCCGCCAAGCUUGUGACGCGAAAAACCACCAGGCUCCCGUUUUCGGAAGAGGAAAAAACCCAAGCAGCGGGGUCGUUUAUCAAACUCCCGGUGAUGAUCGGUGUAACGUCUUCCGUGUUUGAAAACACGACGCAGUACGAGCGGGCUGUUGUGGACCCGACGAUGAUCAUGAAGCAAUUCGCCGUGGAUGUCGCGAACAUGAGUGUUUUGUAUGAAAGUUUCGGCUUCAACAACUACACCGUGCCAACAACUUCUGCCGCAAACGAUUUGUUAGACGAGCCCAUUCGGGAGGCUGGGAAAAUCGUGCCGACGGUGCUACAGAAGGGAGAGGGACGAGGACCGCCUUCAGGACAACAGAUAGACGGAAUAGUAGGACCAGGCCCUGGCGUGGGAACAAAAUCGAUCGAGUUUGUAACAUACGGAGACGUUGGUGUUGGAGAAACGGCAGAUACAACAUCGUUGCAAUCGAUUGUGGUGAAGGAAACCAGCAGUGCUUCCGACAAGAACACGGCUGAAAAAUCAACCUCUGCUGACCCGACUACUCGCAGCGUCGAAUUCUUCUCACCCUUCGACAGUGCGAAGUAUCAAAUGCAAAUAUGUCUGGGUCUGGAAGGAUGCGAACUUGUGAUGCGCAUUUCACAACACAGACAAAUCGCUCAUGCAUAGGCAGCAAAGGGCGCCCAUUUCCUGUCACCAAAAUGGGGGAUUUGUCAUGCGGAAUAAGCAAUGCCGAAGCUUCUCGAAAUCUGUGAUGCUAGGGCUUCCAUGACAGACAUUUUGUGUCAUGCAAAAACAGCAUGACAAAAAUCUGCAUUCUUCCAGAUCCAGACAUUUUUGCAGUUGACACGACGCUGCCCUUGACAAUUUGUCAACUCGGCGAGGUCUGCGGUGCGUUUUUGGAAUCCGACACCAGUUUGAACGCGCUCAUGGCAGCUUCAUCGGCAACAUCGUCUUCUUCUGCGAAAACAAUGCAGAAAACCAUCGAAACCACCAUCGCAAACGGGCACGAGGUGGCGCGGAAUGUGAUAAAUCUGUUCAAUUACAAUCUGUCCACUUUCCUCACGAACGACAAUUUCACAAGCGUCGACAAAACCUCUCUAUCAAAUGCAAAAAUGUCUGGGCCUGGAAGAUUCUGAGACUUGGCAUGCUAGUCUGGCAUGACUCUGAACUCUGUGUUGCAUGGCCGCGAAGAGCUCCUCCUCCCUGUCAUGCAAAAGCGCAGUGUUUCAUGCGGAUUACGCAACUCAGAUCCAUGAAAAAAACUUGUCAUGCUUGGCAGCGCAUCAUAGUGAGUUCACUAUUCCCUUUCUUGCAUCACAAGUUUCCAGACCCAGACACUUUUGCUGGUUUUGCAAUUCAUACUCUCUGCCCGGGUACGAGAUUGUGACCAGCACGGCACUGAAAAUAUGCGAUGCGAGGUACGAGCUGGGGUUGAACAGUCUGCUGAAUUCCAGCAUAGAAAUAUCAAACAGCAAAAACAACUACAAUUACCCGAAUUACGACGAGCGAUAUUUAAAUCCCGGGUACUACCACCCGAGAAACUUCGCCGCUCAUUCCAACCUGAAUCUCACCGUGAAUGAGAACUCAACGGAAGAAGAGAUCCUCGCUUUCUUGCAAUACGAAGCCGACUUGGCGGUGUACGAGCAGUUUCAACAAAUAAAUCAGCAAAGUCCAAAUGAUAUCAAACUCCCCCCCUACCCACUAGUGGAUUCCGAUUCCCACCUAUCGUACGAAAAAAGUGUUUCACUGUGAGGAUUUUGCAGGUUUUGCAUCACAAGUUUGUUCUACAUGACAGAAAAAAUUUGCCAUGCAAGGCUCCUAAGGGAAAACACAGCUAAAAGUCCACUGUCUUGCAUGUGUAGCAAGACAAACACUUGUGAGAUACAUUUUCUGCAUUACAAGUUUACAGUGAAACAGUUUUUUCUGGCGAUACCACCUGAAGCCGAUCGGGGUGUUACGGGAACUGUAUCUCGCGGACAGCGACGUGACGUACCGAAAUUUCGACUCGUAUGGUGUUCUCAAACGUUACAUUCUCAACUGUUACAUGAUUUGUCAUGCAAAAUGAUCAUCAAGAUCUGAUCCACACGAUCAAGCUGCUUCGCAUGACAAAUUUGCGAAUGGCUAAACAGAACCCAAAUCUGUUCGGAAUUUGUAAUGCUACAGAUGCAACCUCCCCCCUUUCACUUUUCCCAUUCUUGCAUCACAAAUCCAUGUAACAGCUGAGAAUGUAACAGUUGAGAACGCCAUAACUCGGAGGAGGAGCGGCAGCGGACUUUGGACAUGGAGUCUAGAUUACCGAGCAACUAUUUCCUGACCAGAGUCGUCGCGAACCGGUUGAAUGAUGUUUUGAAACUACGGGCGAACUUUGGGAUCAUUUCACGGGCGGAUGUGAACCAAUUGUUUUCUCUUUGUUGGAUCACGGAAAAUACGGUGAUGGAGAGUCAGGACGACAUGGCUGAUAGCGCUGUUGUUGCUGACUUGGUGGAUGAGAAGAUGAAGCUGAUUUCAGCUUCCGCCGCUGCUGGCGGAGGUAGUGCCGCGUUGGAUGUGAAUUCUACGGGAAACGACACGGACGUAGUAGCAGGAGGAACCUCUUCUUCUAGCGCCGUAGCAGCUGAUGCUGACGACUUCGACGAUUCGAAUUCGACAAACGCGUCUUCCAAUGCAACGAACGCAAGCAGUCUGACCGGAAGCAGCAGUUCCAGAACUUCUACAGCGUUGGUCGCAGGAACAGGAGUAUUAGACCCCGCUGCCAUAUCGAAACCCCCACCAAAGAUCUUCUACUCGCACCGCACAAUCAUGGAGAUCGGGAAAGUGCGUUUCCAGGGACCAAGGACGGAUUUAGGGCCGUAUUUCUGCGUUAUGGGAAAAGCGUGUUCGAUAGAGUUGUCCGGGGCGAUGAGCCGGCCGUUUCAAUUGCGGAUCUACAAAAAGCAACUGGCGGACAAAACUUUGAAGCCCUUGAUCCACUGCAGCGCAUUGAGCGUGAAGAACUUGGUGUUGCAGCUGGCAAUCAAGGAGCUGGUGAGUAUGAACGGCGGAGGAGGAACUGGAGCGGGGGGAAUUAAUGGAACCAAUUCAUCCGCCAACAGCACCGCAUCGCCGGCCUCUACUCUCGCAGUUACGAGCCUAUUAGACGAUGAAAUCGCAUCCCCAACGAGAACGAACUCCACAGCCCUAUGGCGUUCUCAAACGUUACAUUCUCAACUGUUACAUGAUUUGAUGUCAUGCAAAAUCACAAUAUAGAACUGAUACGAUCAAGCUGCUCCGCAUGACAAAUUCUCGAAGAGCCAAACAGGCUGAGAAUCUGUGGCAAAUCUGUCAUGCUAGACGCGCAAGGUCACCCCUUUGACUUUUGCCAUUCUUGCAUCACAAAUUCAUGUAACAGUUGAGAAUGUAACAGGUGAGAACGCCAUAAGCCCUCGCAGCGAAGGCGGCUCUUCUCACCGGCCCGUUCAGGAAUUUCUUCGCCUCGAAAAUUACCUACGAAAUACCGCGAGAACUCCUAUCCAACUACGACCUUUUCGACCCGACGGACUCUUUCGCGUAUGAAGUUUGUUUCGGCCCGCAUGUUCUCGUUAACGAACUGAAGAUCGUCGGUCCGUACCCGUUCAGGAAAGAAACGAAUUUGAAGCAAUCCGAGAUCCAGCCGGUGAACAGUUUGAUUACCGCUCUGUCGGCGCGGUUGGGGCUCCGGUACGGCGGACCGACGACGGCGACGGAUGGACCGAGUUUGGAGCAGUUAGAGGAUAAAAACAAGAACGGGCCGCCGUUGUUGCAGCACUUACUCCCCUACCCAAAUCCCGUGCAGGACUACUACCCGGUUAACUCUGGCACGGCAGCUGUACCAGCUGUCACCUCAACAAUUGUGAACACUUUUGACGGCGGAUUGUCCUCAUUAGAACUGGAGAAAUCUCAACUUUUAACCCAAAGGCAACUCUUGCAAUCCCUGGACCAAUACUGGUUCCAACAAACGCAGACGAACAUGCCGAUAGAUUUACAGGAAUACGGGAGCAGAAACAGCAUCAAUGCCUCCUUCUUCGCCAACUCGUCGCGCGCCCUGCCGAAUGAGGAAACGCUGCGGAACAUCCAGUUGUCGGAUCCGAAAUUGACCCAGUACAAGCCACAGGUAUUUGUUGGUGAGAAGGUUUGUUUGCACCGGGAGGAGUGUAUUCAGUACGAGGAAUUGAAGAACUGGCUGCUGGGGACGAUGUAUCGGAAAGUUUGCAGGGUGAAAAACGGGACAGCUGAGGAUCUAGGAAUGGCGAACAGCACAACAGAUGGCUCGAAUAGUAGUACCACAGUGGAUGAAAAUACGAACGCGACCGUAGCGACGACGAAUACCACAAACGAUUUUGAACAAACAAACUGCACGGUAGAAAUUUCUGGGUUUUUCGGUUACAGUGAUGGUAACGGUGUUGUACAAAGCGGCAGUACAACCGUGUCUCAUCUCGGGCAAAGCAGUUCGGAAUUAGGCUUCGUCCGGAACGGGACCUGCACAAAUUUUGUCCCACUCGCGACCACACAACUCGCGGAGCAACAAUUCGUGAUUGAGUGGACUGAUAAACCGGGGGAGUUUGGAGAGACGGAAAAACUGUGUUGGCGCAGCGAUAGCGAGGCGGCGCCGAUCUACGUGGGGGAUGUGCUGUUUACGUAAGUAGGUAGAAAGAAGACUUGGACUUGCGGGUAGCCGCAAAGUCACGGUUGUGAUAGAAAAUAUUUCUAGCUGUUUUUUUUUUCGAACGGCGAGCGACACUGCUGUCGCUGCGCUGUAUAUUGGUUCUUACUUUAACACUACUUAUUUUGAAAUUAUCUUGUCAACUUGCGUUCACUACGAUAAUCACGCUCAUUAAUAACAAAAACUGGAGACAAAAGCGUAUCAGGAAGCCAGUGCUGCGACGAUGCUGCAAACAGAUAAAGAUGAUAUACGGAUACGAAAACUCACUUUUUGGUUUGAAAAAGAAAAUCCUGGGCUCUGAUUUGUACAAAAUUUGAUUGGAGAUGGAGGAUUACUAGUUCUACUUGCUUUCAUACUGUAUUGCUAUGCUAUCUUUGGUAGUUUCUUUUGCUUGGACUCAUUUUGGAAAGGCGCCGGGUUUCUACGCUUCGCCCGUGUCUACAUGCCAAUGGCCUUCUGCUGCAACCUGUGAGUGCUCAUUGGUAUUGGUUUCGUUAUCUGUCAAACCUUAAAGUAAAAAUACUUGUCCAAUAUCUUGCUCAUCUUCAUUUCUUCUCGUUGUAUCCUAAGAGUGAAAUAGAAAGACCUCAAGUUUCAUCUUUUGCCUUCUCUGUGGGAAAAGUCGACAAAGAAAAAUUGUCUAAAGUGAUGUCUCGGCAAGGUUUGUCCAAUCAU
This is a messenger RNA of Amoebophrya sp. A120, 17932 nucleotides long. The record is from the annotation of a GenBank genome assembly. Lineage: Eukaryota; Dinophyceae; Syndiniales; Amoebophryaceae.